Messenger RNA from Acanthamoeba castellanii str. Neff, 222 nucleotides. RefSeq lists its product as uncharacterized. Bases 1 to 222 code for a protein of 73 amino acids. NCBI's taxonomy places the organism in Eukaryota, Discosea, Longamoebia, Acanthamoebidae. The record is from RefSeq and is a predicted model, not a curated record. The transcript has a single exon.
AUGACGAAGACCACCACUCCUGUCUUCGAGCCGCUUCGUUCGCGCGCGGCCUGUGCGGCGUCGGCGUCGACGACCUUCCUGCGGUUCGACGUGGGCGAACGGAACUCGGUGAUCGUGCUGGACACGGCCUUCGUGGUGCGCGAGGAGGCCGCCAUCCUCGCCACCCACUCCAUCGCCCACCCCAAGUCCACCGACCUCUUCGCUUCGACGGAAAGAAGCUGA